This is a messenger RNA of Ictalurus furcatus (blue catfish), 1304 nucleotides long. RefSeq names its product protein phosphatase 1, regulatory subunit 8a (gene ppp1r8a). Gene Ontology annotation, molecular function: protein serine/threonine phosphatase inhibitor activity; protein binding; mRNA binding. The transcript has 7 exons. The record is from RefSeq and is a predicted model, not a curated record. Gene Ontology annotation, cellular component: nuclear speck. The coding region runs from base 123 to 1172 and encodes 349 amino acids. NCBI's taxonomy places the organism in Eukaryota, Metazoa, Chordata, Actinopteri, Siluriformes, Ictaluridae.
UAUCUUUGUUUGGCUGCUGAACAAAACGCCCGAAACGAAAGAUCUAGUACAAACUACGCUUCCCAUCACUAGAGCUGUAGUAAACACCAUUACCCAGAGUUCAGGAGCACUGCCUCGGCAAGAUGGCGGCGAAUCCGAGUGCAAACGCCCCCCGUUUUGACUGUCCGUCAUGGGCAGGAAAACCACCGCCUGGACUCCAUUUGGAUGUAGUUAAAGGAGACAAGUUGAUAGAGAAACUAAUCAUCGAUGAGAAAAAGUUCUACUUGUUUGGAAGGAACCCAGACCACUGUGACUUCACGAUAGACCAUCAGUCAUGCUCACGUGUGCAUGCAGCACUCGUCUAUCACCGUCACCUCAAGAGGGUCUUCCUCAUCGACCUCAACAGCACCCAUGGCACCUUUUUGGGUAGAAUUCGUCUGGAGCCCCAUAAACCUCAGCAGGUGCCCAUCGACUCCACUAUGUCGUUUGGGGCAUCCACGCGAGUAUACACGCUGAGAGAGAAGCCGCAAACGCAGCCCAGCACUGCAGCAGGUGACAGUGGUGUGGAGGACGAAGAGCUGAAAGGACUGCUCGGCUUACCGGAAGAAGAGACCGAGCUAGAUAACCUGACUGAGUUCAACACAGCGCACAACAAGCGCAUCUCUACUCUCACCAUCGAGGAGGGAAACCUGGACAUCCAGAGACCCAAGAGGAAGAGGAGAAGCUCUCGAGUGUCCUUCAGCGAGGAAGAGGAGAUCAUUAACCCUGAGGAUAUUGACCCAUCGGUUGGCCGUUUCAGAAACAUGGUGCAGACCGCAGUCGUACCCUUAAAGAAGAAGAAAUCUGAAGGACAUGGCGCCCUUGCUGUGGAGGACAGCGUGGUACGUCGUUUCCAGAACUUCCCCCUCAGCUCAGGCCUUUACGGGGACCUACCCCCUGCCAGUCAUGAGGCGAGCACCCAGGACAGCGAGCACCAAGCAGGCUCGGCCAUCUUGAGCGGCCUCCCUUUGCCCUUCCCCAACCCAGCUCCAGAGGUGGAUGUCUUAACCGCCACAGCACAGCCGGCAGCCAUGUUGAACCCAAGCCCCGCCCCUGGACCAUACACAGCCGAAUCUAUGAACGAGCCACGCAAGAAGAAGUACGCCAAGGAGGCGUGGCCUGGAAAGAAACCCACACCUUCACUACUCAUCUAAUGCGUAUUAUUGAAUGGCGUGAUGACGUGUGCUUGAUUUUUAUGCGUGAAACGUUAAACAUAAAACUUCUAAAGUCUCUAAACGGCAUUUUCAGAAAUCUCCGUCAUGUCGCAGUAUCAGAAAAAGCUCCUA